CGUAUGUGCGUAAACAGCUCCCCCUGGUGUUCAUCCUGAAGCGGUGCCUCCGCUGCGGUCUGACCAGCUAACAAGAAAAAGGCAGGGAGGAUAAACAGCAACGUGACAGCCACACAUCCGGCUUUGUUCUUACAGUAGAAUAACAUCCACUAAGAGGGAGUUGACAGUUUGGGACCGUGAAGGACAGCUGAGCGUCACUGCUAACCCCAUCAGCUAAGUGAGGCCAAUGUUGGUGUGAAAAGCAUUUUUAGGCAGUAGAGUGAAGGGUCGGGAACAUGGCUUCACCCUUUGUGCCUGUCCCGUUUCCCAUGGACAAAGGCAGCAGAAACAAGCCCAGACGUCCACAGCGAGCUUCAUCUCUGGGAAGCGUCUCGGGUAGCUUAGAGUCCUCGUCCCCGAUCACUGCUGGGGGAGAACAUGAAAGAUUAAAGCAUCAGUCCAGAAACAAGGACAAGGCCAACCGCAGCCGGACGCCGCCACCCCUCCAGAGCCCCGUGACACGGGCCAGGAUGAAUGGGAUGCUGGAUCCCAGUGUGGAGUACUUGAGCUGCCCUCGCUCCGUAUCGGAUCCAUCAGGCAGCCAGCAAAUAGAGGAGAGGCCCAUCACUCCGACUGUACUGGGGUACGAGGUCAUGGAGGAGAGAGCCAAGUUCACAGUUUAUAAGAUCCUGGUCAGGAAAACGCCCGACCAGAGCUGGGUUGUUUUCAGAAGGUACACCGACUUCUCCAGACUCAACGACAAGCUAAAAGAAAUCUUCCCAGGCUUUCGGCUCUCUCUGCCUCCUAAGAGGUGGUUCAAAGACAACUACGACAGCGACUUCCUAGAAGACAGACAGCUGGGACUUCAGGCGUUUUUGCAGAACUUGGUUGCACACAAGGACAUCGCUAACUGCGUGCCCGUGAGGGAGUUCCUUUGCCUUGACGACCCGCCCGGACCCUUUGAUAGUCUCGAAGAGAGCAGGGCUUUCUGUGAGACUCUAGAGGAGAGCAACUAUCGUCUCCAAAAGGAGCUGCUGGAGAAGCAGAAGGAGAUUGUUUCCUUGAAGAGAAAGCUGGAGGAGAGAGAGAGGGCCUUCCUGUUGCUGGAGAAGCACAUGAACGGUGAGUGUGUAACUCCAGAGUCUCCAUGUGGUCUGUCUGCUCAGGGCAGUGAGAGCAGUGCAGAGGUUGAUGUGGAGUUGUCUGCUGCAGAGGCGGAUCAAGACAUGUCUGGUGAUGCGGGCUGUGCUGCUCCGGUCUGGCAGAGAGCCUCAUUAACCUGAAGUGGCAGCUGUGAGGUCCAGCCGGUGCAGACCUCCGCUUGUUGGUGCAGGCCUUCACUCAGCGUCUCUCCUCCGGCCAUCCAGGUCACUCAGCUGUACCACAAGGACCGGUCUGGACCCUAACGAUGAACCCCGUUCUCCUUCCUCCAUGUCGUUGUCAUGCUUACUUUUACUUUUUCACUCGGCUUGUUCGUCUACCACAUAUCCUGUCCCCACAGUGGCAUCGGGACCUUUUAUCACUAUUAAACAGGAAGUAGCUGAGCACUGGAAAGGCUGUUUCACCUCACAAGGACUCAUGAGGAGUUUUAUCCGUCAAACACAGAAUACUAAACCGUUGAGAACCUCAGACUGAGCUGAUCUUUCUGCUCAUCUUCUUCUGCUGGAGUUGCCAUGACAGACUUCUUCACCAAAAGACAAAAGCAGACAAACUUGAACAUUGCUGGUUUGGUGACUUUCUAAAUUGACAAUCUUGAGGAAAUGACCCAUUAGAUGAGACAUUUGUUGCCUUGACCACCAGAGAUGGCGCCCCCUUGUGGCUUUGAGAACCACCUGACUCAGGAUGAACACUAGUAACCAGAGGAGUAUCUGAUGGGCUGUAUGCAGAAACUCUGGGUCAUGACUUUGCACUGCCGUGAGACUGUUAGAGGUUUAGACAAACCCUUUCUUGGGGACCUCGUUCUGUCAGUCACUUUUCAUCUAAAAGCAGACGUUCUCUUCUGUUUUCAGUGCCAAGUGUGAUUUGUGGGGGAGGGAAAACAGCAUCAUGCAGGUCAAAGCUAACAGAUGCAACAGUCUGCACCCAAAUCCCUACUUCACAGACACUUUAAAUCUGAUGAACCUUCAGAAAUCUCUGAUGUCAAAGGGAUUUCAGCCCUUUUGAAGUUGCGUUAAAAGAUCUAAGGGAUUACCUUUUUACCUGUUUUAGGUCGCUUCUCGAAAGGCUUCAGUUCAAAGAGACUAGGUUGUCCAGCAGAACCGGUGAGCUGACAAUAGGUCAGGUUCAGCUCCUGUCUCGUAAACUUCAAACAUCAACAGGGGCAGCAAACUGGAGCCCACCCCCCCCACCACCACCAAGGGCUCACGUGCUGCAGAAGAAAACGUGAAAAUAACGUAGUUUUAACAAGCAGCUGUGAAAUUUAGCCAAUAGCAAUAAAGCACUUGCUCGGAUUAGCUGUUAGCUCGUCAGCUCUGUUGGAAACAAUUUCCUCCUACUGAGGCUGCUCAGGAAGCUAUCCACAGUGUGUGUUUUAGCAGAAAACAUUUGAAAAUGUCCUUGUAGAAAUAAAGGUGCAGAUAAGAGUCACCCCUGUAGUAUGGGGUGACGUUAAAAGCCCAUUUCUAGUAAAAUACACUACACACGUGAUGAGGUACAGAGCGCUCAUCACACACUGAUUCUUGAAUUCACUUAGAUGAGGGGUAAACCCAGGGGAGCAGCUAAUUCCUGGAAGAAGUCGGACUGUUCCAUGUUUGUAUCAGUUUACCCACUAAAGCCAUACUUUCUACCUAAAUAACACAAGUCUCACUGUGUGUGUGUGUGUGUGUGUGUGUGUGUGUGUGUGUGUGUGUGUGUGUGUGUGUAAUGCACUUUAGGAGUGAAUGCUUGGGGUUUUGCUUUUACAUCUCAGACAGAAGAAGAAAAUGCCUUUUGGACCACUGGACCUGUUUCCACUAACAGGACAUGACCGGAGUCGGGUUAAUGUGUGGUAAAUCUGUAAUGAAGUGCCUUAAUGAUUUGACACGAAACAUCCUGUAACUCACUUUAAUAUAUAUGAUGUUGCUUUGAAUAGAAAACUAUAAUCACACAGUUGGAGACUUAGAUCAUUUAACAGCCAUAGUUGCACUAUAAAAACAUAUAUGAAAAGUGUUUGGUGUCGAGCAUAAUGCCUCAUAUUUAAAGGGAUAACUUACAGAAAAGACUUUUACACAUGCUAAAGCAACAGAAGACAUAUUUAAGUCACUUGUUGAACUGUGGGGUUUUAUUUUUAAAAGGCGGCAUUAGAUUUUCUCCCUUGGGUCUGAUAAAUCACAAGGUAGAGGUGUGGUAAAGACUAAAUGUGGAGAAUCUGUAUGCUAGUUUAUUUGUCGUUCUAGCCUAAAAUGCUGCUUUGUGUUUGAGCAGUUCAGCUGUAAAUACCUGGAACUUUACCUUCAUCUCUAAAGGAUCAUCAGGAUUAGAUGUACCACUAAAGACUUGAUUGUUUUUGGUGCUGCUCAUCGGGUCUCAGUUUCACUCGUUUGUUGAUAAAAAUGUGUCUUGGGCCAAAGAAAAUGAGGAUACUUGUUUUGUGUUUAUUUGUAUAAUGUCACCACUGCACUCCUUUGUGUGGUUUUGGCUUUUAGUUUCUUCUUUUGCUUUUUCGUUUGAUAACUUUGAACUUUUGCUGUUUGUCUUGAUUUCUUGAUUAAACAAGAAUGAAGGUUA
Nothobranchius furzeri (turquoise killifish) is the source of this 3684-nucleotide messenger RNA. It is a transcript of the gene snx16, whose product is annotated as sorting nexin 16. Gene Ontology annotation, biological process: early endosome to late endosome transport; endosome to lysosome transport; protein targeting to lysosome. Gene Ontology annotation, cellular component: late endosome; extrinsic component of endosome membrane; early endosome. NCBI's taxonomy places the organism in Eukaryota, Metazoa, Chordata, Actinopteri, Cyprinodontiformes, Nothobranchiidae. Gene Ontology annotation, molecular function: phosphatidylinositol binding. The record is from RefSeq and is a predicted model, not a curated record.